Molecule: messenger RNA, 2930 nt
Organism: Gordionus sp. m RMFG-2023
Lineage: Eukaryota; Metazoa; Nematomorpha; Gordioida; Chordodea; Parachordodidae
Product: eukaryotic translation elongation factor 2-like
Exons: 15
Coding region: 112-2649 (845 amino acids)
Biological process (GO): translational elongation
Cellular component (GO): ribonucleoprotein complex; cytosol
Molecular function (GO): ribosome binding; translation elongation factor activity; GTP binding
Source: RefSeq, a predicted model, not a curated record
AUCGCAUUGGUUAUCCACAUUUGAAUAAUAUUUCAAUUCCUUUAUCGUUUCAAUACGUUGCUUCGUGGAUUGAAAAUAUAUUUAAAUCAAGAGGCAUAUUAAAUUACAAAAAUGGUUAAUUUUACUGUUGACGAGAUCAGGGGCUUGAUGGACAAAAAAUUAAAUAUAAGGAAUAUGUCCGUCAUAGCUCAUGUUGAUCAUGGUAAAUCCACCUUAACAGAUUCUUUAGUAUCCAAAGCAGGAAUCAUUUCCCAAGGAAAAGCAGGUGAAACACGUUUCACUGAUACUAGAAAAGAUGAACAAGAACGAUGUAUUACUAUAAAAUCCACUGCUGUUACAAUGUACUUUGAAAUGGAAGUCAAAGAUAUUGAAUUCAUCCAACAACCUAAAGGUGAGGGCCGAGGUUUUCUGAUCAAUCUGAUAGAUUCACCUGGACAUGUUGAUUUUUCUUCUGAAGUUACAGCAGCUCUCAGAGUUACUGAUGGAGCACUAGUUGUUGUAGACUGUGUUAAUGGAGUAUGUGUCCAAACUGAGACUGUGUUGAGGCAAGCUAUAGCAGAAAGAAUAAAACCUGUUUUAUUCAUGAAUAAACUUGACCGUGCUCUGUUAGAACUACAAUUAGACCAAGAAAAACUUUACCAAACUUUUCAACGCAUUACUGAAAAUAUUAAUGUUAUCAUUGCAACAUAUGGAGAAGCUGAAAAAGGUCCUAUGGGCAAUAUCAUGAUUGACCCAGCUCUUGGUAAUUGUGGCUUUGGUUCUGGGCUUCAUGGUUGGGCUUUCACUCUCAAACAACUUGCUGAAAUUUAUGCAGAAAAAUUUAAUGUUGAUGUUUCUAAGCUUAUGAAAAGGCUUUGGGGAGAUAAUUUCUUCAACCCAGAAACUAAAAAAUGGACUAAAACUGCAGAAGGAGGCAAAGCCAAAAGAGGAUUUAAUCAGUUUGUACUUGACCCAAUUUAUAAAAUAUUUGAUGCCAUAAACAAUUUCAAAAAAGAUGAAUGUGAAAAACUUUUACAAAGAUUGGGUAUUUAUGAUAAACUUAAAACAGAUUUGAAAGAAUUGGAAGGAAAAGCUUUACUUAAAAAAGUAAUGCGUACCUGGCUCCCUGCAGGUGAAACAUUGCUUCAAAUGAUAGUUAUUCAUUUGCCAUCCCCUGCUGUUGCUCAAAGAUACAGAACAGAACUACUUUAUGAAGGUCCUGCAGAUGAUGAAGUAGCUACUGCAAUAAGAGAAUGCAAUCCUGAUGGUCCUUUGAUUAUGUAUAUAUCGAAAAUGGUGCCAACAUCGGACAAAGGUAGAUUUUAUGCUUUUGGUCGCGUUUUUGCAGGAACCGCGAAGACUGGCCAGAAAGUAAGGAUAAUGGGGCCUAAUUAUGUUCCUGGCAAGAAGGACGAUUUAUAUGAGAAAUCUAUUCAAAGAACCAUACUGAUGAUGGGCAGAUACACUGAAUCUAUUGAAGAUGUCCCUUGUGGAAAUAUAUGUGGACUUGUAGGAGUUGAUCAAUACUUAGUCAAGACUGGGACCAUCACAACUUUUAAGGAUGCUCACAAUAUGAGGGUUAUGAAGUUUGCUGUAAGUCCUGUUGUUAGAAUAGCAGUGGAACCCAAAAAUCCUUCUGACUUGCCCAAAUUGGUUGAGGGCUUGAAAAGAUUGGCCAAAUCCGACCCUAUGGUUCAAUGUUAUUUCGAAGAAUCGGGUGAGCACGUUAUAGCUGGCGCUGGCGAACUCCACUUGGAAAUUUGCCUGAAGGAUCUAGAGGAAGAUCAUGCUUGUAUCCCCAUUAAAAAGUCUGACCCAGUUGUAACUUAUAGAGAAACCGUUACAGAAGGGUCUAACCAGACCUGUCUUAGCAAAUCUGCCAACAAACACAAUAGGCUUUUUAUGACAGCUGGUCCUAUGCCUGACGGUCUGGCAGAAGAUAUUGAUAAGGGAGAUGUAGCACCUAAUCAAGAAUUUAAAGCCCGUGGUCGUUAUUUGGCAGACAAAUACGAGUUUGACAUAUCUGAAGCGAGGAAGAUUUGGUGCUUUGGUCCUGAAGGCAAAGGUCCCAACAUCCUCGUCGAUUGCACAAAGGGAGUUCAAUACCUGAACGAGAUCAAAGACAGCGUCGUUGCUGGUUUUCAAUGGGCCACAAAAGAAGGCGUAUUAUGUGAAGAAAACGUCAGAGGAGUACGUUUCAACGUCCACGACGUUACUCUCCAUGCUGAUGCUAUACAUCGUGGGGGUGGGCAAAUUAUACCAACUGCUAGGCGAUGUCUUUAUGCGUGUAUGUUGACUGCUAAGCCCACUCUCCUGGAACCUGUCUACUUAGUCGAGAUUCAGUGUCCGGAACAAGCAGUAGGCGGUAUAUAUGGUGUGCUGAAUAGACGUCGUGGACAUGUGUUCGAAGAAGGACAAGUGUUUGGCACUCCCAUUUUUGUUGUCAAAGCUUUCUUGCCCGUCAACGAAUCAUUUGGCUUCACAGCUGACUUAAGAUCGAAUACGAGUGGCCAAGCUUUUCCUCAAUGUGUAUUCGAUCAUUGGCAAAUUCUGCCAGGAGACCCUACUGACCCGAAAUCGAAGCCUUUCGAGAUAAUUACGGCUAAACGUAUACGCAAAGGGCUUAAAGAGAGUAUUCCUGAUGUAUCCAAUUAUCUCGACAAACUCUAAAUACAAAUAUAUUAUGAAUAAAAAAAUUUGGGUUGAUUCCCCUCUAUUUAUAAUUAUCCCUUUGAUAAUUUAUAUUGAGGUCGUUAAAUAAAACGUUUUUAUGCUCUAUUAUCCCUUAAAUUCAAUAAUUAAUCUCGUUAUGAGAGGAUCCUAUAAUGGCUCUAUAUCCUUAUCAUAAUAUUUAUCAUUGGUUUUCAUAAAGAAUAUUGAAUUAUUUUUAAAAAAUGUUUAAGAUAUGAAUUAUAUAUUAUUACGAACGCUUGGUGUAUUAGUAUUACUGA